CUCCCACUGCCUCUGUCUCCCUCUCUCCACGAACUGCCCAGGAGUGAGCAGCUGCUCCCGGUUGGUCUUGCCUGACGGACAGAUACACGGACAGCCUGACAUCCUAGCCCACCAACUAACCAGCCUGCACGUGGCUGCUUCCCCCUCCCCAGGAACAUUCACCAUGAGUCCCCUGUGGCUACUCACCUUGAUGCUGGCCCUGAGCCAGGCCCUGCCCUUUGAGCAGAAGGGUUUCUGGGACUUCACCUUGGAUGAUGGGCUGCUCGUGAUGAAUGAUGAGGAGGCUUCAGGCUCAGACACCACCUCAGGUGUCCCCGACAUGGACUCUCUUACACCUACCUUCAGUGCCAUGUGUCCUUUCGGCUGCCACUGCCACCUGCGGGUUGUUCAGUGCUCUGACUUGGGUCUGAAGACUGUGCCUAAGGAGAUCUCACCUGACACCACACUGCUAGACCUGCAAAAUAAUGAUAUCUCUGAGAUCCACAAGGAUGACUUCAAAGGCCUCCAGCACCUCUAUGCCCUGGUCCUGGUAAACAAUAAGAUCUCCAAGAUCCAUGAGAAGGCCUUUAGCCCUCUGCGGAAGCUGCAGAAACUCUACAUCUCCAAGAACCACCUGGUGGAGAUACCUCCCAACCUGCCCAGCUCCCUGGUGGAGCUACGCAUCCAUGACAACCGUAUCCGAAAAGUGCCCAAGGGCGUGUUCAGCGGGCUCCGGAACAUGAAUUGCAUUGAGAUGGGUGGGAAUCCCCUGGAGAACAGUGGCUUUGAACCAGGAGCCUUUGAUGGUCUGAAGCUCAACUACCUGCGCAUCUCAGAGGCCAAGCUAACUGGUAUCCCCAAAGAUCUCCCUGAGACCCUGAAUGAACUUCACCUGGACCACAACAAAAUCCAGGCUAUUGAGCUGGAGGACCUACUUCGUUACUCCAAGCUGUACAGGUGAGGUUGGGGCAGUCCUU
Messenger RNA from Peromyscus leucopus (white-footed mouse), 956 nucleotides. RefSeq names its product biglycan (gene Bgn). The transcript has 6 exons. Bases 164 to 940 code for a protein of 258 amino acids. Gene Ontology annotation, molecular function: protein binding. NCBI's taxonomy places the organism in Eukaryota, Metazoa, Chordata, Mammalia, Rodentia, Cricetidae. The record is from RefSeq and is a predicted model, not a curated record.